This is a messenger RNA of Larimichthys crocea (large yellow croaker), 6736 nucleotides long. It is a transcript of the gene grm3, whose product is annotated as glutamate receptor, metabotropic 3. Gene Ontology annotation, molecular function: G protein-coupled receptor activity. Lineage: Eukaryota; Metazoa; Chordata; Actinopteri; Sciaenidae. Gene Ontology annotation, biological process: G protein-coupled receptor signaling pathway. Bases 522 to 3197 code for a protein of 891 amino acids. The record is from RefSeq and is a predicted model, not a curated record. Gene Ontology annotation, cellular component: membrane. The transcript has 14 exons.
AUCCACAGAGCUGGCGCGCAGAGCAGCCCAUCCUCUCUCUCUCAGUGCGACUCCUCCGAGGGAUCAGGAGUAGACUAAGUCAAACUUCCAGCAGCUGAAGAUUUGUGCACAAGCGUUGAAUGAUCCAAGUCGUCAAGCUGUAAACCAGGAGAUGGAAGCAUGGGAUCUACUAUCAGUAGGGCCAAGAGGAGUCUAAUACACUAAAAAAACAGGUGCCUGUGAUGAUGUUGCCAUGUGCCAACUGCCAUCUGCUCUUGUCCUACUUUAUUCAGCAGGACUGAUGUCCAGAUGGUAUGCCCCUCCAUGUGUGGUCCAAUUCAGCUCUCCCUGACCGUUUCAUGGGCCACAGACCGACCCAAGCAUCCACGGCCACUGCUCGACUCAACCCCACCGCGCACUGUACACCUCACCCUUAAUCCCUCACCCCUAACCUUUGCCUUCAGCCCCCCACCUCCCUCUGUCCCACUUUCUGUCAAGCCUCUCCUCACAUUUUGACAAUCCUAGCCUUCCCUGAGCCCAACAUGGUGACCGGCAUUCCUGCUCUAGUCUUGGUCAUGAUGUGUCGGGGCGUCUUGCUCUCUGUUGGAGACCCACCUCAGUCUCGCCGGGAGAUCCGCAUCGAGGGAGAUUUGGUGCUCGGUGGACUGUUCCCAGUGCACGAGAAAGGUGCUGGGAUGGAGGAGUGUGGCCGUGUAAACGAGGACAGAGGGAUCCAGAGGCUAGAGGCCAUGCUGUUUGCUAUAGACAGAAUCAAUAUGGACAACACUUUGCUGCCUGGGGUGUCCCUCGGGGUCCACAUCCUGGACACCUGCUCCAGAGAUACCUAUGCACUGGAGCAGGCUCUGGAGUUUGUAAGAGCCUCCCUCACCAAGGUGGACGACACAGAGUUCAUCUGUCCGGACGGAUCUUACGCUCUGCAGGACGACAGCCCGCUCGCAAUCGCUGGAGUCAUAGGUGGAUCCUUCAGCAGCGUGUCCAUACAGGUUGCCAAUCUUCUCAGGCUCUUUCAGAUUCCUCAGAUAAGCUAUGCGUCAACCAGUGCCAAGCUCAGCGAUAAGACCCGUUACGAUUACUUCGCCCGCACAGUUCCCCCUGAUUUCUACCAGGCCAAAGCUAUGGCUGAGAUCCUCCGGUUCUUUAACUGGACGUACGUGUCCACUGUGGCAUCGGAGGGCGAUUACGGUGAAACCGGUAUAGAGGCCUUCGAACAAGAGGCACGCAUGAGGAACAUCUGUAUCGCUACUUCGGAGAAGGUGGGGCGUUCUAAUGCUAAGAAGUCCUAUGAAGCUGUGAUCCGUCAGCUCCUCCAGAAGCCAAAUGCCCGUGUGGCUGUCCUCUUUCUGCGCAGUGACGAUGCCAGAGAGCUGCUGGCAGCUGCUGCCAGGCUUAACACCUCCUUCAUCUGGGUGGCCAGCGAUGGUUGGGGUGCACAGGAAAGCAUUGUCAAGGGAAAUGAGGUCACUGCUGAAGGAGCCAUCACACUUGAGCUGUCAGCCAAUCCCGUGCCAGAAUUCAACCGCUACUUCCUCGGUCUGAACCCGGCCAAAAAUCAUCGGAAUCCCUGGUACAGGGAAUUCUGGGAGCAGCGGUUCCAGUGCUCCUUGGGUGGUGGAGGAACAGGAGGAGGGGGAGGUGUUGGAUUUGGAGAGACGCCUCUCCCGCCAUGUGACAAGGACUUGUCUAUGGACAAGAGUAACUUUGAACCAGAGUCUAAGAUCAUGUUUGUGGUGAACGCAGUAUACGCCAUAGCCAUUGCACUCCACAAUAUGCAACGGAGCCUGUGCUUCAACACCACCAAGCUGUGCGACAGCAUGAAGGCACUGGAUGGGCGCAGACUUUACAGGGAUUACAUCCUUAAUGUCAGCUUCACAGCCCCUUUCGCUCCUCCAGGCAGUGAAACAGCCGUGAAGUUUGAUUCCCAGGGGGAUGGCAUGGGCCGAUACAACAUCUUCAGCUACCAGCGCUCUGGUGAUCGUUAUGGUUAUGUGUCGGUAGGUGAAUGGGCAGAGAGUCUGAGUCUGAGCAGCGAGCUGAUUCACUGGCCUAGAGAAAUGGUGCCCACCUCACAAUGCAGCGACCCCUGUGAACGCAAUGAGAUGAAGAAAAUGCAGGCAGGUGAGUACUGCUGCUGGAUCUGCACAGCCUGUGAGCCCCAUGAAUACCUGGCUGAUGAGUUCACCUGCUCGCCCUGUGCUCCUGGCCAGUGGCCCACUGAUGACCUGACGUCCUGUUACGACCUUCCUGAGGACUAUAUUAUGUGGGAAGACGCUUGGGCCAUUGGUCCAAUUACCAUCGCCUGUGUAGGGUUCAUGUGCACCGGUAUGGUGUUUUGGGUGUUUAUCAGACAUAACCACACACCACUGGUGAAGGCUUCAGGCAGAGAGCUAUGUUACAUCCUCCUCUUGGGAGUCUUCAUGUCCUACGCCAUGACUUUCCUCUUCUUGGCCAAACCCUCUCCUGCCAUCUGUGCCCUGCGCCGUCUCGGCCUGGGCACGUCUUUCGCUGUCUGCUACUCCGCCCUUCUUACCAAAACCAACAGGAUCGCCAGGAUUUUCAGUGGCGUGAAAGAUGGAGCGGGUGCAGCGAGGCCACGCUUCAUUAGCCCGUCCUCUCAGGUGUUCAUCUGUCUGAGUUUAAUUUCCGUCCAGUUAGUGAUGGUGUCAGUGUGGCUGCUGCUGGAAGUUCCUGGGACACGGCGCUUCACUUUGCCAGAGCGACGACAGACUGUCAUCCUCAAGUGUAACGUACGCGACUCCAGCAUGCUUCUGUCACUGGGAUAUGACGUGCUCCUGGUCAUCCUGUGUACUGUGUAUGCCUUCAAGACCAGGAAGUGCCCUGAAAACUUCAAUGAGGCCAAGUUUAUCGGAUUUACCAUGUACACCACCUGUAUAAUUUGGCUGGCAUUUCUUCCCAUUUUCUAUGUUACAUCCAGUGACUACAGGGUUCAGACCACCACCAUGUGUAUCUCAGUCAGCCUGAGUGGCUUUGUGGUCCUGGGCUGUAUGUUUGCUCCUAAGGUCCAUAUCAUCAUGUUUCAGCCCCAGAAAAAUGUGACGAGCCACAGACUUAACCUCAAUCGCUUCAGUGUCAGUGGGGCUGCCACCACAUACGCAUCCCACGCUUCUGUCAGCACCCACCACGUCCCCACUGUGUGCAACGGGAGAGAAAUCGUCGACUCCACUACUUCCUCCCUGUGACCACAUCCAGUCCAGUCUCUAAAUCUGCCCCUGCGACUGUUAGCCAAUCCACGAACAUUAACCCCCUUCAACCGUCAUUCCCCACCUCAUACGCACACCGUACACAUUAACACAAGCAUACAUACAUGUGGACACAUAUACACAAAUACACGUGCAAACAAACAAACAAACAAACAAACAAACAAACAACCUUCCUUGUGGACUAGAACUGUAUUGUUUCACAAAUGUAGAAAGUGUGUAACUAUAAUUAAAUUAUUUUCUAGGGAUGUACAUACAUGGAAUCAACAUUGUUGUAAGUAGAGAAACAAAAGAACAAAAAAAAGUUUUUAGGAGGAAUUUUUGGAGCCUUUGUUUUUGAUAGCUUUGUUAUGAUGCGGUGUAAAUAGACAUGCGCUUAAUCAAAGUAGGAGGGUGUGUGUCUCUCAGUCUGGAUGCACAUUUGUGGCUCUGCUUGCCUCACCUGCAAUAUCCCACAGACUUUUUAAUCUCGUGCUUUUUUGUAGGUCUCAUUGUAAUAACCAAUUAUGUAUGCAUUUCUAUUGUGUAUCUGUACAUUUGUAUAUUAUACUACUGAUGGUUCAAACAGCACAAUGUUGACAGUCUUGUUACCCAAGAAUGAAUGUGGACAAAAGGAUUAACUGGAUAGCAUAAGAUGGCCGGAAUGGAAAAAUCCAUCAAACGAUUUACAGUUACACUGUGCCAGAAUAUAAUUUUGAGUUUGAGAAUUCAUCUAUUCGCAUCUUGAAAGAUUUGCUUUGCAAACUUGAUCCAUAUAAAGAAACAAUUGUGGCUGUUUUUGCAGGAAAAAUGUUGCUUUUAAUACAAAUGCUCUUUUUUAUAUUUCUAAACAUGGAAUCCCUUUAUCUAAAUGGCCAUGGUACCAGACAUGUUUUCACCAAAGCAACAGUAUGUUCACUCCCACUCUUGAACUGCUGCUCAGUAAUGGAUUGUUAAUAAUAACUAAUAGCAGGCCAGAAAGAAUAAAGUGUGUCAAAAGCAUUUCUUUUGCCUCAAAACUGUCAAUACGGACAGUGCUGUUAUAGUUCUGUCGACAAAAAAAAAAAAAAUGUUGUCUUACCUGGUAAUUAUGAAUUUGUACUCCAGUGACUCAAGUGCUAAUGGAGGGAACUGUCUGCUUUGCUGAACACAUGUUGAAUUUUCCGACUUACAGGGGGAGUGGUAGCUUAUGUUUUCGUGCCCCAUAGAUAAAGUAUGUGGUGAAGUUUUGAAUAUGGCUAUGUGCCUUAUUGUAUGUUUGAUAGUGCUCCAGGUUGUAAGAGAUCAGUUUUGCAUUACCAGCUUCUGUUUGGUAAAUGUAAAACUGACCUCAGUAUAGAGUACUUGUUUCAGGGCAACACUAUGCCAAUUAGUUUGAUUCCCGACCAAGUUUUUGCCAUUGAUUGUUUAGCUGAAGUAUUGAAACAGUGAAUCUGAGUAAUCCUUAGGUGAAAAUGACUUUCUCUACCCCCCUUCUUUCUCCAGUCUGUGAUUAAAAAAACAUGAAAUGGAUAUUUCUGCUAGACACCCAUCGCACCGAUUUGACUUUACAUUCUUUACAGCUUAGCUGCUCCAAUAAAAGACUGAAGGGGAAAGAGAAGCUCUUAUACCAGAUAAGAUGAAGUCACUGACUCGUCAACUUAUUGAAGUGUGCAGUUUACAUGUCUGUGUUAAAUGUGUUGAUGUUGAGAGGCACAGUGGAGCAGCUGGCUUCGGCAGUCCCAGAGAGGCUCACGAGAGGAAGCAGAGCACACAAUGUCAGCUGCUGGCAGAUCCCAACUAACAAAAGGAUGUUAAGAGUAGAGUUCAUAUGCAUAUACGCACACAUACAUAAUAUUUAUGAACAUCCAUACCUAUCAAACUCUCUGUUUGUAGCUGGAAAUAUGACAGACUCUCUGAUGGGUAAUAGUUAUGAGGUGGGGAAAUAAAUGACAAAAAGUUUUUGUUUUGUUUUUUAUAAGAAAAGUGUGGACUAAUCUAGCAUUACAGCAUAUUUUAUUUUAAAGAGUGGCCUGUCAUGCAAGAGUUUAUUACAUUUAGAAUGUUAGUAAAUUAUUAAUGAAUUGAUCUUAAAUGGUUACAUACUAUAAUAUGCUGUCUAAAAUAAAGUGUGACUGUUAUAUUUGAUAUUUCUGACAAAAUAUGUGAGCCGAAUCACUUAUUUGCUUUCCCCAGACGAAUCUAGUUGCUUCAUGUUCAAAUUCAUAUAAUAAGGCACAGGCAGAACAACCAUCUCUUGACCGCUCCACACCUUUGCACAGCCGGUCUCCAACACCACCCGUGAUUAUCACACUGAAUGAUAGAUUGGAGGAAUUUUACAGGAUGCGCCAAGACAAGCCGACCUACAUCGGGCGUGUGUAUUAGGUGUGGAGAGCAGGAGGAGAGAGCGAUGUGGCAAAGCAGAGGGGAGCUACUGCUGGAUUAUGUAAAGCACUCCUACAGCCCAGAAGUCGCAGCACUUCUAUAGAAGCUCAAAACAUCUCAGAGAUUCACAGUCUUUGUUAGCAGAAGGCUUAGCCAUUCACUCAGUGGUCCUGCUCCCACAAGAUACACCCCGCAUGGCAGGUUGCUAUGGACAACCACCACCACAUCCGCUGCCGGAAUGUCUAUUUGUCUGCAUGGAGAGGAGGGUGGGAGGAGGGGUGAGGAGAGGGCAAAAGAAGAGGAAUAGAAAGAGGAAAAACGGGGGUGCUGGUUGUGAUUCAAAUUGGCAGUGACUGAUGAGAUUUGGCUCAGCGAGGCCCAGUACUCUACUCCCAGCUUUUAAUGGCCACACAAACAGAGCACUUAACCCUGAUUCUCCUCUCAUUUAGUCCAGGGACUAGUCUUGGACAACAGUCUCACACUCUUCCUCUGACCCCCUCUCUCUUAAUCUGCCUCACCCCUUUUCAACCUUUUCCCCUGCCACCAAUGUCCACCUCAUCUUCACUCUGUGUGUGAAACUUGCUGCUGUGUCUCAGCCAAGACCACCGAAGCCAGACUAACAGAUUGGUAGCCCACACUUAAACUAAAGCAUUCGGAUCUGGGCUACACGCUGCAGCACAUGCCAACGAGGUGGCCUUGAGGAGGUUGGAAAAGGGAUAAGGGGAAUGCAGAUAAAGGAGUUGGAUCGCAUAUGGGGAAAUGAAAAUGGGACUCAACUAUAAAGAAAAGCAUCACUUUGAAAUAUAUCACCUUCCUGCCUACACUACACACAGUUUAUCAUCUCAUGUACCCACUAACUCUUGCUGUGGCUUCUUUAAUUGGCUUUACUCAUGAAUAUGCCUUUCAAACAGAAAACCAUCCACUAUGGACAUUGUUCCUCUAUUCAUCCUCUGCCAACUGCCAUGUGCUCUACAAAGGCCUCUGUGCUGUAGCCCCCGCUAUACAACAAAAUGUGUCCUUGGCCUCUAGGCUUUCAAAUGAGACAGGAUCUCUGCAGCGAACUGAAGCUGAGGUCAAGCUGAACUCUGGAACUGGUCAAUUGCAAAAAGCAAUAGUUCCUGUGUUUAUGAUACGUGCAAUAAUGAGGCUGUGAUGACAUCAUAAUAAAUAACAACAAG